AUGAUCACCUCUCGCGCGAUCGUGCUGGUGCUCUGCGCCCUGUGCAUGGGACUGGGUGCGUUGGCACAGGCAAAGAAGGUGGAGAAGGAAGUGACGAAGCUGCAAAUCGGCGUCAAGUUCAAGCCAGAGGGGUGCGACGAAGCACGCAAGGCCAAGCCUGGCGACACGGUGUCGGUGCACUACGCUGGCCGCCUGGUGGACGGCACCGAGUUUGACAACUCGUUCAAGCGUGGGGAGCCCAUCACCUUUGAGCUGGGCCAGGGGCGCGUCAUCAAGGGCUGGGACCGCGGGAUCAACGGCAUGUGCGUCGGCGAGAAGCGCAAGCUGAAGAUCCCGCCCCACCUGGGCUACGGCGACAGCGGCGCGGGCGCCAGCAUCCCCGGAAAGGCAACCCUCAUUUUUGAUACUGAGCUAGUCAAGAUCGCAUAG
Monoraphidium neglectum is the source of this 429-nucleotide messenger RNA. Its product is annotated as peptidyl-prolyl cis-trans isomerase, FKBP-type. Lineage: Eukaryota; Viridiplantae; Chlorophyta; Chlorophyceae; Sphaeropleales; Selenastraceae. The record is from RefSeq and is a predicted model, not a curated record. The transcript has 6 exons. Gene Ontology annotation, biological process: protein peptidyl-prolyl isomerization. Gene Ontology annotation, molecular function: peptidyl-prolyl cis-trans isomerase activity. The coding region runs from base 1 to 429 and encodes 142 amino acids.